This is a messenger RNA of Aureococcus anophagefferens, 3366 nucleotides long. RefSeq lists its product as hypothetical. The transcript has 4 exons. Gene Ontology annotation, molecular function: metal ion binding. The record is from RefSeq and is a predicted model, not a curated record. Lineage: Eukaryota; Pelagophyceae; Pelagomonadales; Pelagomonadaceae. Bases 1 to 3366 code for a protein of 1121 amino acids.
AUGGCGGCGCCUUGGCGCUGGGCGUGGCUCGUCGUCGCCGCGCUCGCGCGGCCGGCGCUCCCGAGCCACCACGGGAACCGCGUCGCGGACUGGGUGCGGCACCGCCAGCACCCGGACGCCGACGCGAAGCCCCCGUCCGCCGCCGCGGCGCCGCCGGCGGCGCCCGCCGCGGCGGAGCCGCCCGCGGCGGAGCCGCUCGAGGAGGGCGAGGCGCCGCCGCCGCCCGCCGAGGCGGCCGCCGCGGGCGCGGACGCGGCGGCCCUCGACGAGGCGUCGCGCGCCGCGGCGGAGCGCGCGGCGGGCGAGGCGCAGGCCGCGCUCGACGCGCUGACGGCGUACUACGGCGGCGACGCGAGCGUGCUGCGCCUGUCGCGGCGCAUGAACCGCGGCGUGACGGACUUCGGGCUCCACGACCGCAUCGUCGCGGCGCUGCUGGGGCCCGCGGCGCCGAAGCGCUUCGUCAUCGCGGUCCUGGGCGGCCGCGUGACGUCCGGCGAGGGCCGGUGGGCGUCGGCCGCGUGGCCCCGCGUGCUCGAGCGGCGGCUGAAGCCCUUCUUCACGUCGCUGGGCGUCGAUUUUGAAGUAAGAUCCGCGGCGGCGGCGUCGCGGAACCGCUUCCCGGACGCGUUCUGCCUGGGAGCGCUGUUGGGCCCCGACGUCGACGUCGUCAUCCGCGAGUGGAGCCCCAAGGGCAUGAGCGAGGGCCUGCCCGAGGCGCUGGGCUGGCUCGACGCCGGCCAGCGGUCGGACCUCGUCUGGAACGUGAACAUUUCGGAUAGGACCAACCGCAACAAGCAGGCGAGCCGCGUGCCGUUCCGCGAACUCGCGGCUUCGGAGGUCUUCCUCCGGACCGUCUUCGGGUUGCGGACGCGGCCGGCGCUCCAGUUCCUGAGCCUGGACAGCGACGGCGGCGACAACGCGAGCUCCCUGCGCCACGCCGUGGAGAAGGGCGGCGUCUUCUACGACGCGUACCGCCGCUACAGCACGUUCUUCUCGAGCUUCGGCGCGGCCUACGACCACCUCCGCAAGGUCCGCCAGGCGAAGCUCCACGACGGCGGUUCCAAGGACAGGUGCAAGGACAAGGACGUCAAGGUCUGCCCCAUCGACGCGGACAAACCGGACGGCUUCCACGCGCGCGCGGCCUACGACGGCUUCGACGCGAGCCACAAGUCCUGGGCCCAGUUCGUCGGCGGCGGCCUCUACGACAAGCGGGGCAAGUACCUGUCCCACCUGGGCCACGAGCUCGUCGGGAACCAGGUCGCCUACCACUACCUCCAGUACGCGAACACGACGCUGUUGAGGUUGCUCCGGUCGCGGACCGUCGCCGCGGACGUCGCGGCGCUCGUCGCGCGGUCCGCGAAGGCGCGCAACGUCAAGUCGCCGCUGCCCCACGCGGCGAUCUGCACGGGCCCGCUCUGCGACAAGCACCUGAGCCGGCCCAAGUGCGCCUACUCGUCCCUGCCCAAGCACGCGGCGCCCGACGUCGGCGAUCUGGUGUCGAACGCGUCCGCGGUGACGCGGUGGUCCAACGUCGCCGUCGGGGGCGGCAAGCACGACGCGUCCUGCGGCGACCUGGACCGCGCCGCGGCCUGCGGCGACGAGACGUCCCUGGAGUGCUUCUCCCACGAGAUGGCCUGCAGCCACGGCGGCCAGACGCGGGCCUUCGAGGGCUUCGCCGGCUCCGGCCCGCUCCAGCUCGACGUCGACUUCUCGCGCGCGGCGCGCUGCGCCGUGCUCAUCUCCGAGCCGACGACGACGGGUCCGCGGCCCAUCACGACGGCGAACUGGAAGACGGAGCUCAAGGUCACCGUCGAGGGCGCGCCGUGCGGCCCGCCCGCGUGCGUCGCCGUCGGCGGCGACGGCGACCCGACGCAGUCGCUCUACAUCGACCUCGCGAAAGUCCCGGACUGCGACGAGUGCAAGACGUGCUGGAUGCUCCAGCCCGUCCACGUCGACCUCGAGGUGUCGCCCCUGCCGGAGCUCGGCGCGGACGUCUGCGCGCUCCGCGACGGCGCCUGCGCCGCCGCGGGCGACUGGGCCCACUACGACCUCGGCUGCACGCCCCGGCCGAACCGCAAGGACGCCUGCUGGCGGCCCCUGCUGCGCAACGUCUACUCGGGCGAGCUCUCGGACGUCCGCAACCCCCAGAUGGUCCGCGCCCUCGUCAACUCCAUCGUCGCGACGGUCGUGCGCUGGCGGCGCCUCGGCAAGCGCUUCGUCUUCAUGGACGUGCGGCGCGACGGCUCGGCCGAGGAGUGGCAGCUGAGCUGCGACGCGAACACCUUCGCCGGCGCGGAGCGCGCCGCCGUCGUCCGCGUCGCCGCGCGCGACGAGCCGAACCCGUCGAAGCGCGGCCUCCGGGCCCUGCGCUGCGAGGCCGUGGCGACGGUGCGCGAGAUGGGCCGCGACGAGGACACGAAGCUCGUCGUCCCGCGGGACCCGCGCGACGUGCUCUGCAAGCUCUGGGCCCGGGGCGCGUGCAAGAAUCCCCGGUGCCCCUACCGCCACGCGUUCGCGACGGACGGCGAAAGGCGCUGGUCCGAGGGCGCCAAGCUCCGGCGGCUCGCGGAGCUGAAGCGCGAGGGCGACGCGCGCGACCCCUGGGCCGAGCGGGCCGAGGGCGCGUCGCGGAGCCACAAGAACGCGAAUUUCGACGACGCCGAGAAGCGCGCGCACGCCGCGCGCCACUCGGAGUUCGCGACGUGGCUCCUGGACACCUUCGGCCGCGCGACGCUGGAGCAGGGUCCGAUCCUCGACGUCGCGGGCGGCAAGGGCGCGCUGGCCUGGGAGCUCCAGUGCGUCCACGGCAUCGACUGCGUCACGCUGGACCCCCGGUUCCGGAAGCCGCUCUGCCGGCGCCGGCGCAAGCUCCUCCGGAAGCGCGCCGCGGGGUCGAACGGCGCGGCGGCGCGCGAGCCGGGCCACGUCCGGGGCCUGCUGGACAGUGUUUUCGAGGCGUCGCCCGAGGGUCGCGCGCUCCUCGCGGCCUGUUCGGCGAUCGUCGGGUUGCACGCGGACGAGGCGUCGGAGGCCAUCGUCGACGCGGGGCUCAAGUACGGCAAGCCCUUCGCCGUGGUCCCGUGCUGCGUCUUCCGCGACCUCUUCCCGGCGCUCCGGAAGGCGGACGUCGCGAGCCACGCGGACUUCUGCGACUACCUCCUCCGAAAGGACGCGGGCGUCGGCAUGGGCUUCCUCCGCUGCGUCGGCAAGAACAAGGUCAUCUACCGCGCGACGGCCGCGGCGCCGCGGCCGGACGUCGUCCUCGCGCAGCCCGAGGACCCGCUCUACCUCCCCGCGGGCGCGCGCCUCGAGCGCCAGCGGAACCCCGAGGACCCGCUCCACCGCCCCGAGGACGCGGGCGGCUAA